UCGUAUUAUUUAACAAAUUUGAUUCGUUUAGGCAUAGUCACAUGUUAAACUAUAUUUUCGAAGGUAGAGAGAAAACGGCGUAUAGCAAAAAGCAUAUUGACCGGCAAAAAGCAUAUUGCACGGUUAUUUUUAAAAAUCUAAUUAUAGAAAUCUGAAAACCAAUAUACUUAAUGACGUAUUCUCAACAUCCAAUCAAAUACUUUUCUGUAUAACUUCCGGUACAAUCACAACAACUUGAACAAGCAGACGUUAACGAUAAAUGGCAACGAAACGAAGAUUCGCAUCUCUCGAGGAUGAAGACAGGGAAAAUCUGUUGGAAAACGUUGAUUCAAAAAACACUAAAAGGCAAACAAAUACAGCUAUUAAUGGUUUCCGGGAAUAUCUAACAGAGAAAAGCCUUCCCCUCGACUUUGAGUCUUACGAUAAUGCACAGUUGGACGACGUAUUAUCCAAAUUUUACAUGGAAAUGCGCAACAAAAAUGGGGAGAUGUAUAAAAAGACGACCAUGCAGUCUUAUCGCCAAGGCUUGCAACGGCACUUAUCUAAAACAAGGGAUGUUGACAUUCUCAAAGGUGACAAUUUCAAGAAGUCCAAAAAAGCAUUCCAAUGUAUGACAAAGGAGCUAAAAAGACUUGGUCUGGCAGCUGUGGAGCACUAUCCAGCAAUUGCUGAUGCUGAUAUGGAAAAAAUGUACAUGUUUUUCUGUAAAGAUUUGGAAAGUCCAAAAAUGCUCCAGUACAAGGUAUUUGUGGACAUAAUGAUUCAUUUUGGACGUAGAGGCAGGGAGAACCUGGCAACCUUAACAAGACAGGACUUUGCAGUACAGCCAGAUCCAGAGGGUACACUUUAUGUUUAUAAAACCCAUGAUGAACUAACCAAAAAUCAUCAGACAGAUAGUGAAAAGUCAUCCGAUGGGAGGAUGUAUGAAAUCAAAGGUAGUGACCGAUGUCCAGUAAGGUCGUUUGUAAAAUAUAUACGCCGUCUGAAUCCAAAAUGUAAUAAACUUUUUCAACAGCCAAAGUUAACAGCUAAAGAUGGGAUACAUUAUGACAACAUUCCCCUUGGACACAACAAACUGGGCGUAUAUAUGAACGAGAUAAGCAAGGCAGCCAACCUGUCAAAGGAGUAUACAAACCACUCAUGCAGGGCUACAACUGUCCACAUUUUAGAUGAGGCACAAAUUCCCAGUAGACACAUUAUGAGUGUCACUGGUCAUAAAUCGGAGGCAUCUUUAAAAACAUAUAGUGGUAAAACAUGUGAAAAAAACAAAAAAAUAAUGUCAGACAAAUUAAGUGAAAAAACACUAUGCAAAACAUCAACAGUUUCGAAACCAGCCGCUUUGUCUUCAAAUAUUGAUUUUUUGUGUCUUUCACAAACUAGUAUGACUGUAGAAACUGAGGCGAUAUCAACUACCUCAUUUGGCUCUUUCAAUUUACAGCCAUUGUCUGACUCGCAAACUCAAAACCUCAUGAAUGAUAUCAUUCCUGAAAUGGCAGCUGAUGAUGGUAUGGAUGAUGGUAUGGAUGAUUUAUUGAAAUCUCUAGAAGUUCCAAGAUGUAUACCAAAACAGUCGAACUCAGUUAAUACUGCUAGUAUGAACCAGAAAGCUAUGCCAGCUCCAGUAUUCAAUAACUGUUCAAAUAUAACUGUCAAUUACAAUUUCAUUCAGAAGAAUUAAUGAAA
Mytilus trossulus (common blue mussel) is the source of this 1683-nucleotide messenger RNA. RefSeq lists its product as uncharacterized. Gene Ontology annotation, molecular function: DNA binding. Bases 260 to 1678 code for a protein of 472 amino acids. Gene Ontology annotation, biological process: DNA integration; DNA recombination. The transcript has 3 exons. Lineage: Eukaryota; Metazoa; Mollusca; Bivalvia; Mytilida; Mytilidae. The record is from RefSeq and is a predicted model, not a curated record.